AUGAGGACAACGAUCACUUUGCUAUUACUUCAAACAUUAUCAUCGAAUCAUCGCAGUUCAGCAGAAUGGAUAGACAUGCCCGAAUUUUCGGACGAUAAAAAAAUAUACAGAACGGCCAACGCGAAAGAAGAUCACUUUUAUAAAUUCGCCGAGAAGAACACGGCGGACGCAUUCAUGCACGCGCGCGACGAAACUCGAACGACAGCGGAACAUCCGAACGACGACGGACGAAAGAACAGUAUCUGGUUGGAACCGAACAAAACCACCACCGUCACCAUCAACAACGCCACCACCACCACCACCACCACGGAAAGUAGUCGCCGCAAAAUCGAAACAACGAUUCCUUCGACGAUCGAGAACGCGCCAGAGAACGAACAAUGCAUCGACCAGCCGUCCUCCUUCACCUCGAACGACACAGAUCUCUUCAAACAUCUGCCAGUGGAGCUUCUGAAGAGCGUUCACCGUACUUUAAUGGAAUCGCACAAGUCCACAUCGAGCAGAGGAAAAAUCGAAUUUUUAAAAACAUUCGAGAACACGUUGAUCGGUGAAAUAGAAUCUCGGAUCACGAAGGUGACGACGAUCGUUCGGCAAAAGAGAGGUGCCGCCGAACACCACGGUUACGAUCACGGUCACGAUCACGAAAACGCGACAGGAUUUCCUUCCACAGAAGGUGCUCUCAUGGCCAUCUCGUUCCUAACGUUCGCCGUGUAUCUCGUCAGACUAGUGAUGCUUCUGUUCAGAAACAUGAACAACCCUACGCCAGCCACCACCACGGGCGGUACGUUCCUCAUAGGCAGAAGGAAGAGAUCGAGCACGAGUAAAUUCGACGACGACGACGCGACGACGUUUCUUCGAGGUCUACACAGUAGUCUCUCAUCGACAACCACUACCACCAGAUGGCCGUAA
Messenger RNA from Ceratina calcarata, 906 nucleotides. RefSeq lists its product as uncharacterized. The transcript is spliced from 5 exons. The record is from RefSeq and is a predicted model, not a curated record. NCBI's taxonomy places the organism in Eukaryota, Metazoa, Arthropoda, Insecta, Hymenoptera, Apidae. Bases 1 to 906 code for a protein of 301 amino acids.